Cutaneotrichosporon oleaginosum is the source of this 2779-nucleotide messenger RNA. RefSeq lists its product as uncharacterized. Gene Ontology annotation, cellular component: plasma membrane. Lineage: Eukaryota; Fungi; Basidiomycota; Tremellomycetes; Trichosporonales; Trichosporonaceae. Gene Ontology annotation, molecular function: serine-type peptidase activity; dipeptidyl-peptidase activity. The record is from RefSeq and is a predicted model, not a curated record. Gene Ontology annotation, biological process: proteolysis.
CAUGGCCCAGUACGACGCACUCGCGACAGACGAUCGCCCACCCUCACGCGGGGAGGGCGUCGGUCUCCGCUCUCCCGAGCCAGACGAGCACGCGUACCCGCCCGCAGCGCACUACAGCGCGCGCGCGAGCCUCGACACCGUCGGGAGCGGGAGCGACAUCGUAUAUCGCGACCAGCUGGACCAAGAUCCGUUCGACGAGAAGAGCGGCGAGGCCCAGCGGUACAGCGCGAGAUACGCCGAGGACGAGGAGCAGGGGUUUACCGUUGAGCCGAGUCGCAUCCGGCCGCGCCGGAAGUCGCGCAGCAUCCUCGCGGUGCUCGUAUUUAUCGUCGUCGGCGCAGCAGCGAUCGGUAUCCUCGCCGGUACAUGGUACUCUGGGCCUGUCACCGUCGCCAAGGCCGGUCACAAGCACAUGACUAUGGACCACCUGUUCAACGGCACCUUCAAUGCCAACUGGGUGCAGCGGAACUGGGUGCAUGAGGCCGAGGACGGGACGUACUCGACCACCGACCCCCGGGGAAACAUCGUGCUCGCGUCCGCGACUGACCCGAACAACACCAGCAUCCUCGUCGAGGCCAAGGACAUCGUCGACCCGCGCUCGGGGAACACGCUGUACUGGCAGAGCUGGAAGCUGUCCGCGGAUAUGAAGUACGUGCUCUUCAGCACCGACUACGUCAAGCAGUGGCGCCACAGCUCGCACAGCAACUUCUGGGUGCACCGUCUGGCGGACCACAAGACGUUUGCGCUGCAUGAGCCCAGCAUCCCGCCCUCAAUUGCGUACGCCGAGUGGUCGCCUGUGUCGCACUCGAUCGCCUAUGUCUCCGGCAACGACCUGUACGUCGUGGCGGCUACUGAGCUGGACCAGGGCGCCGAGAACAUCACCGCCGUCCGCGUCACCGACGACGGGAGCAAGGUCGUUUUCAACGGCGUCCCGGACUGGGUGUAUGAGGAGGAGGUGUUUUCGACCGACAGCGCGCUGUGGUGGUCCCCCGACGCACAUGCCGUCGCGUACCUCCGCUCCAACGAGACCGAGGUCAAGGAGUACACGUACCCGGUGUACAACCCGACCAACGAGGCCGAGACGGUGAACCCGUACACGAGCGAGGUGGUCAUGCGCUACCCGAAGCCGGGGACGCCGCUCCCGCACGUCUCUGUGCACACUUUCGACUUGACACGGUAUUUCAACGCUGCUGCGGCGACGCUGGGCGACAAGCGGCUGGAAGCGGCAAAGCAGACGCUGCACUGGCCCGGGCAGCUGCCGCCAGGCGACGGUAUCGUCGUUGAGGUCUCGUGGGUCGGCAACGAUGCGCUGCUCGUCAAGGAGAUUGACCGCGCUGCCCGGAAUGGCCAGGUGGUUGUGUUCCAGGGCGGGCAGGUCGAGGGUAAGACUGUGCGCAAGCUCGGCAAGGACGGCGAGGAGGGUGACAACGGCUGGAUCGACCACGGCCAAAAUCUUAUCGCGAUCCACGAAACUGGCGGGACCGUGUCGGGAUAUCUUGACAUUGUGCCCAACAAGAAGGGGUGGAACCACAUUGCAUUCUUCCAUCCCGUCGAUGCGACCGAUCCCAUCUGGCUGACCGACGGCGAGUGGGAGGUUACACGGAUCAACGGUGUCAACGAAGAGCAGGGCAUCGUGUUCUUCACGGCUGCCAACCCCUCGAUCGACCGGCACAUCUACAGUGUUGAGCUGCCGGACGCGGCGUCGAUAGCCGACUUCAAGCCAUCAAUCAAGGCGCUCACAGACACCAACAAGCCAGGAUACUACGCCGCCUCGUUCUCCGCACAGGCUGGCUUUUACCUGCUCUCAUACGAGGGCCCACUGGUGCCGUGGCAGCGGCUGAUCGAGGUGCGCGAGGGCGGUAUCGACGAGCUUCUCGAGGACAAUGCGGCGCUGAACGCGACGCUCGCCGAGUUCCAUCGCCCGAUCGUGAACCGUGGCACGCUGAUGAGCGACGGUUUUGAGCUGAACACGGUGGAGAUCCUGCCUCCGAACGUCGACACCUCUGGCCGGAAGAAGUACCCGGUUCUGAUCGAGGUGUACGGCGGGCCGUACUCGCAGAAGGUGUCCAACAUGUUUGGGCGCGACUGGCACCACUUCCUGGCCUGCGAGCAAAAGUAUGUGAUCGUCAAAGUCGACGGGCGCGGCACGGGCUUCAAGGGCCGCGCGUUGCGCAACCCGAUCAUGGACGACCUCGGGCGCCUCGAGGCGCUGGACCAGGCUGCGCUGGCCCGCGACAUCGUCAAGCGCAAGUACAUUGACCGGGAGCGGGUGGGUAUCUGGGGCUGGAGCUACGGUGGGUACACGACGCUCAAGACGCUCGAAGCCAGCCCGGACCUGUUUACCCUCGGCAUGGCCGUCGCGCCGGUCACGGACUGGCGGUACUACGACGCAAUCUACACGGAGCGGUACAUGAACACGCCCGAGGCGAAUCCGGACGGCUACGCCGCGAGCCGCGUGCACAACCUCACGAACUUUGACGGCAAGGACCUGCUGAUUGCGCAUGGGAGCGGCGACGACAAUGUGCACUUUGCGAAUACGGCGAGCUUGGUCGACCGCCUCACGCAGGCGGGCGUGCGCGGAUGGCGCAUGCGCAUGUUCACCGACUCGGACCACGGCAUCCGCACGCGCGGCGCGUACCGCGAGCUGUAUGAGUGGAUGACGGCGUUCUUGCACGAGAAGUGGGACAAGGGGGGCAAGGUCAAGCACUGAGCACGGCGGAGUGGGGAGGUAGAGGGCGUAUUGCCGGCUAGAUCCUAGAUGCAUGUUGUACGGACUGAC